AUGGACGCUCUCAAAGCUGGCGUUGAAAAAAUGAAAGAAGCUAAUGAAGAAAAAAAAGCUGAUAGUAAACAACAAAAGUCUAACGAUCCAAAUGUUAAACCAAGUGAACGAAUGGAUGCAGGAUUCGAAGCAAAUAAAGCAGCUGCCAAAGCUGCUGAACAUCAUUCCAAAGCUGAACAACUCAAAAAUAAACAUGUUCAUACCUAA
Messenger RNA from Rotaria sp. Silwood2, 207 nucleotides. The record is from the annotation of a GenBank genome assembly. Lineage: Eukaryota; Metazoa; Rotifera; Eurotatoria; Philodinida; Philodinidae.